Messenger RNA from Uncinocarpus reesii 1704, 2100 nucleotides. Its product is annotated as arginyl-tRNA synthetase. Gene Ontology annotation, biological process: arginyl-tRNA aminoacylation; mitochondrial translation. The transcript is spliced from 6 exons. The record is from RefSeq and is a predicted model, not a curated record. Gene Ontology annotation, molecular function: ATP binding; arginine-tRNA ligase activity. The coding region runs from base 1 to 2100 and encodes 699 amino acids. Gene Ontology annotation, cellular component: cytoplasm; mitochondrion. Lineage: Eukaryota; Fungi; Ascomycota; Eurotiomycetes; Onygenales; Onygenaceae.
AUGGCCGCAGACAGUGUUAUCCCCGCAGUGGCAGAACUGUCCGUCCACGACACCACCAGCGAAGUUUCGAAAUAUCCCAAUUGCUACCCCACCUUGAAUCCCGUCGAUAAAUACAGAGCGCACAUUGCAGAGCUGGUUGGACCAAUCGUGGGAAAGGAACCGGAGUUCGUUUACACUCGACUUCAAUGGACGAAUACUUUAGAGAAAGGAGAUUUGCUCCUAGCGGUCCCCGCGCUGCAGAUAAAAGGGAAGAAGCCAGCCGAUCUGGCCGGAGAGAUUGCUGCGAAUUUCCCCGAGUCCGAUCUCGUUGAACCACCCGUCGCAAUGGGAACACACCUGCAAUUCCAUUUCCGCGCUCAGCCUCUGAUCAAGACGGUGAUCCCAUCUAUCCUCAAAAAUAAAGCUACAUACGGAACAAAUGCAAAUAUCGGCCUCCGAGAUCCGCGAGACCCCAGCCAGGGAAAGAAGCGUAUCGUCGUAGAGUUUUCGUCCCCGAAUAUCGCGAAGCCAUUCCAUGCGGGGCAUCUUCGCAGUACGAUCAUUGGUGGUUUCCCUGGCGAAUUUGCACACAGUUUAUGGGAUGGCAAUAUGGCCUAUUGGCCCAAUGGUUACAAAAUGUAUGGAAAUGAGGAGGAACUGCUCAAAGAUCCGAUUAACCAUCUGUUCGAGGUUUAUGUCAAGAUCAACAAAGAUGUCGCGGAGCAGGAAGGCCCAAUCAAGGACCUCAAAGAAAGAAUCAAGGUGAUCAAGGAUAAAGGCGAAGAUGCCGCAGCCUUGGAGAAAGAACUCGAUACAUUAGUUGCUGCCAGUUGGGACGAAAAGGCACGUCAGUACUUCCGGAGUAUGGAGGACGGUGACGAGGAUGCCCUUGCCCUUUGGAGACGGUUCCGUGAUCUCAGUAUUACGAAGUAUAGACAGACUUAUGCUCGCCUCAAUAUCGAUUUCGAUGUCUAUUCGGGUGAAUCCCAGGUGAAACAGGAGAGCCUCUCCACGGUUUACAACACUAUGCAAGAAAAAGGAGUAUCUGAAGACUCGGAAGGAGCUAUAAUUGUUGACUUCACCAAGCAUGGAGCAAAGAAGCUUGGUAAGGCGAUUGUUGUGAGAAAAGAUGGAACUCCUCUCUACUUGACGCGAGAUAUUGCCGCCAUUUUCGAGCGUGAAACUGCGUUCAAUUUUGACAAGAUGCUCUAUGUCGUUGCUGCCCAACAAGACCUGCAUCUCGCGCAAUUGUUCAAGACUGUCGAGUUGAUGGGCCGAAAGGACCUUGCUGAUAAAUGCCAGCACAUCAACUUCGGCAUGGUUCGCGGCAUGAGCACUCGAAAAGGAACGGUCAAGUUCUUGAACGAUAUUCUCAAGGAUGUUGGCGAUAAGAUGCAUGAAGUAAUGAGGAAAAACGCCGUCAAGUAUGAGCAGGUGGAGAACCCGGUUGAGACGGCCGACACCCUUGGCAUUACGUCCGUGAUGGUUCAAGAUAUGAGCGGAAAGCGUAUCAACGGCUAUGAAUUCAACCUUGAGGACAUGACCUCCUUUGAGGGUGAUACAGGCCCGUAUCUCCAGUACGCCCACGCCCGUCUCUGCUCGGUGACUCGAAAGGCCGAAAUCGACCCGGCGGUACUGGGCUCAGCGGACCUGUCACUGCUCACCGAAUCACAUGCCGUCGACCUUGCCAGACUACUUUCCCAAUGGCCGGACGUUGUUCUCAACGCCAUGAAGACCCUUGAGCCGACCACUAUUAUCACGUAUCUCUUCCGCAUGACACACACGUUGAGUUCGGGAUACGAAACGCUCAAGGUCGUGGGUAGUGAGCCAGAGUUGAAGAAGGCUCGAAUGGCAUUGUAUCAUUGCGCGAGACAGGUGUUGAAUAAUGGCAUGCGAUUGCUGGGAUUGAACCCCGUUGAAAGCUUCCUUUCUCAAAAUGUGAUUUUCCUUAUCUUCACUCAUAUAUGGCUCCGGUUACCUGGUGUCAUCGACCCUUCUCGUAAAACCAAUUCAGUGCAUUAUCCGGUUGACUAUGAUGGCGUCCCUCUUUUGAAGAAAGGAAUACGUUAUAAACAAGAAUAUACAGUCAUAUUUUUGACUCUUAAUCUCCAUCAUCCAUAA